This is a messenger RNA of Chaetomium strumarium, 252 nucleotides long. Its product is annotated as 8 kDa subunit-domain-containing protein. Gene Ontology annotation, cellular component: RNA polymerase I complex; RNA polymerase III complex; RNA polymerase II, core complex. NCBI's taxonomy places the organism in Eukaryota, Fungi, Ascomycota, Sordariomycetes, Sordariales, Chaetomiaceae. The record is from RefSeq and is a predicted model, not a curated record. Bases 1 to 252 code for a protein of 83 amino acids. The transcript is spliced from 4 exons. Gene Ontology annotation, molecular function: zinc ion binding; DNA binding. Gene Ontology annotation, biological process: transcription by RNA polymerase II; transcription by RNA polymerase I; tRNA transcription by RNA polymerase III.
AUGAUCAUUCCGAUUCGCUGCUUCUCGUGCGGGAAGGUGACCGGUGACCUUUGGGAGAAGUUUGUGAAGCUUAUUGAAGAGGAGAACCUCACCGACGGCGACGCCCUUGAUCAGCUUGGCUGCAAGAGGUACUGCUGCCGACGUAUGGUUAUGACACAUGUCGAUCUCAUCGAGAAACUACUCAAGUACACACCUGACGGCCGCAAUUACAAAAAGAUCGAGAUGCAGGCCCGCAACCAGGAGCAGCGCUGA